CUAUCAAAUCAGUCAUUUUCCAUCUUAUCCGUGUAUGUUUGGUUAACAUUUUAACGUAAAUUAAUUUAUUGUAGUAACUUCUCAUUAAAAUUAUAUUAGUUAAGUUUAACACUUCAUGUCCCUUAUUAGAUUGUAAUGGAGUGUAAGGCAAGUGAAAGUAAGAAAUUGUUUCAAGUGUUCGAUGCAACAAAACGUAAGCGUGGAAAAAAGAAAAGGGAAGAAGAGAGCAGAUCCUUAGCGCGUUCCGCUAGUGACUGUUCUACAAGCCAGGGUCAACUUCGUGUGGUGUCAGCUAAAGCCAGUCUACAAGAAACUGUUCCUUCGAAAACUGAUGCUUUUCCGAGUCACGAUGAGAGGACCGCCGACAGUAGCCCGUCACUCCGGUCUCAGAUUUCGCCGCGUCGCCACCGACGUCCCACCAGAAGAGAUAGUAUGUCACUGGCUUUGAAGGCGGGUCUUGUAUCCACGCCCCGUUCGGGCUCGCCACAACGAGACGGCGACGGUACUUUCGAGUCGAUGCCGCAUGAUCAGGGCUCCUUCAUCUACGCUUUCCUAGAAGAAGCUAUCAAAAGGGAUAAGAAGAAGCAACGUCAUGCUCGUCGCCAUGAAGACCGCGAACACGGGGGUCGCGUGCGACCGCCGUCCCCGAGUGAGCGGGAACCCCGCCAACACCGGGACCGUGACCAACGGGAACGACGGGAGCAUCGGGAGCGGGACCAUCGCCACCACCGGCGCCGCGACGAGUCGCCUAAGGAACUUGACAAACCUCAAAAAAUCGAGAAUCCAGCACCAGCUAUUGAUCAAAAUGCUUUGAUUGAAACUUUCGCUAAAUUAUGCGCUACGCUAAGCACGAAGACUGAAAAAUCUCCUAACAAAAAUAUCCAACGUUCGCUGAGCCACAAGUCACUGCAAUGUGAAGGCGUAUCGGGACAAACCUGUAACGAUGUCGACCACCACCCCGUCAAAUUGACUAGUCAUGAAAAUUCGCAAGGCAAUAUACCCUUGUCAUUAGCCCGAAGCCAGGAGGACAAUAGCGGACGAAUUCGUAGUCGAGAUAACGUUGCCACGUCUCACUCGCAGCUAGCACAAGCGAGGGGCAGAAGUUCCUACUGCGUCCCCUAUGACAAAGAAAACACUAUAGGAGAACAGCAACGGCAAAGAGAACAGUACACCAGCAAACUUGAUAUCAGCGGAUCAAAGAUGCACACCUUGGCAGACGAUAGACGACGUGAAUAUACUCCCAGACCUGCUCCCACCAGAAGCGUGCUCAACCAAUCUUACAGGGGUUACAGGGAACACCACCCCAACCGGGAUCCCCUUAGAGAAUGUGACUAUCGUAGAGAUGAUAGAGAAUAUGAUCGCGAUAUAGAACUCAAUAGAGACUAUGAUCGAGUUAUUGAACCUAAUAGAGAAAGACCUUAUGAAGAUGAAAAGAAAAGACUCUACAACCAAACCAGCAGGAGCUAUGAUGUCCACCGGGACUCUUACACGGAGGACGACAGACAACACAGAACUACAAGGAGUGACAAUCAUAGAGAUAGGUGCUAUGACGAAAGACGAUAUGACGACAGAUACCGAAAGAGGUGCGAAGAAAUGGAAAAACGGGAUAAGUAUUAUGAAGACAAGCCGAUUGUUACUCGCGAUCGCAACUACCACAUGUAUAAAGAAAGCAGAGAUCGCCGAAUUAAGAAAAACUUGGAGAGAUUUGAAAGAGCUUCUGUAGUAUCGAGGGACGAGGAAUUUAAAGAGAGGUCUUCUGAAAGAGAAAGGGAUUCUGGCCUUAGUGUUGCUGAUGGUGAGAGUACCGCUAGUGCCCGAAGCAACUACUUAAGAUUAGUAAAGCAAGAAAUUAUGGAGCAAAGGGAAGCCAUGGACAAGAUGAUGAACUUAUGGAAGGAGUUGAUGCGAUGCUUUAAGGGCUAUUCACAAACAUCGGGGGAGAAAACUGUAACUGAAUCGGCGGCGAACAAUGCCCGCGAUUCUGCCGCCGCCCAACUCCGGUUGUGGCGCGAGUGCAUGCGCCGCUACGAGACAGUGGCGCGGGACGUCGGCGACACUGACGCCAGGCUCAUACAGACUACGGAGGAGAUCAACAAACAACGGUCGGAGAUGGCAGAGAUGGCCACCAUGUGGCAGGAGUGCUUGCAGCGUUACCGCGAGAUGAGCAAUGACUUCAACAGCUUCAAGCAGAAGCUGGUGCCGCCGCCAGCUUCAGGACCCGCGAUGGUGCCUCCGGUGUGCGCAGAGGGCGAGGGCGCCGCGCCUUCCGCCUCCUUCUGCCAGCCCACAUACCCGCCGCCGAUCAUCUGCCUUAGCAAAGGUUUAAAUUUCCCAACAAAACAGAUGCCGGCACAUGGUUACGUGGCUGGCUCGCCGGUACGAGCGCGCGCAUCAGCGCCCGCGCCUCCCCCGUGGUGGUGGAACGAACCGGGCCAUGCGCGAGCGCCGCCCGCGCGUCGCUCGUCGCCCGAGUCGCGCGGCUCGUGCGACCGCGACCGGCACCGGGACCGGGACCGCGAGCGCCGUCGACACAAGGAGCGCGAGCGAGACGAUGCGAAAUACAAGGAUAAGUCUAAACCUAGUGCAGCUCGCUCCGAACAUAGACGCAGAAAAAGAUAAUACAAACAUACAACUAUCGACAUAGUUAACUGGCCAUUCGUGAAGCUUAUUGUCGGUCAAGUGUGUCGCUGUUAUCACAUAAUUAUUACACACACCAACAGAAAAUACAAGUAAUACCUACCUACCUACCACAAUUUUUGUAAUAUUGAUCUACGUCGCCUUUUAAUGUAUAAAAAUAAUGUUUUUAGAUGUUACGUUACAAAUUAUGGUAGAGUUGUUAGUUGCACAUUUACUUACCCAUUUACUAUAUCCUGAAUCCUGAACACUUAAAACCCAUUGUUUUAUAAUUUUGACCAUAAUUAUACAAUUAAUUGUACACCAGUUCAUUUUGGUAAACAACCAAAAACCGUGUUAUU
This is a messenger RNA of Cydia strobilella, 2975 nucleotides long. RefSeq lists its product as uncharacterized. The transcript is spliced from 14 exons. NCBI's taxonomy places the organism in Eukaryota, Metazoa, Arthropoda, Insecta, Lepidoptera, Tortricidae. The record is from RefSeq and is a predicted model, not a curated record. Bases 136 to 2619 code for a protein of 827 amino acids.